AUGCCAUCAGACAACUACAACUUUGCCGACAUCUUCCAAGCUGUCUUCAUCUCAAAGCAGAAGCCAGCUCCCGAACCCAUCGUCGACAUAAUGAAGGCCAUCAUUCAAAGCUAUCCCCCAUUGGGUCAAUACACCGAGGUCCCAAACGGACGUCUCACGGUGACAGCAGUUCUUGAGAUACCUGCCUCACGUGCAUGUGAGCUUUGGGAGGUAGCUCUCUGGCACUCCAGUGACGGGGCUGAGUGGGCCGAGACUAUUCUUUCCCGUGUCCCCGACGGAAAUACCCCGACGACCUUGCAGACGGUCCCAGAUCAUAUUCAGCGGUUUUUCUACUCUGCCUCAGUUGCGUUCAACAAGUCGUUCCAAUUCACCCUUAAGUUUCGACAUAGCGACAGUGAACCAUGGAGGUGGACUCGUGACGAGCUUGGAGUCGGUGAUGCAAUGGUGGUUCUGAAUGAGAAGCCUGCCCUUGAGAGUAUUUCCGAACGCUUCGACGACCUUGUCCCGGGUCUGAGUCCCGCUUGGGAGGUGAAGUCCUUAAUGAGCCAGGCACCUGGAACUCGGCUAUGGUCUCUGAAGGCGGCCGUAGAGGGUGUUGAGGGGGACGAGUCGAAGCUCGCCGAUAUACCAGUGGGUAUGCCGUGGGGAGGCUUCCUAAGAUGGUUUGCCCUCAUUCGUAUCUGGACACCUUGGCUGGCUCCUCGGCAUGGAAGGGAUUCAUUCCGGCUGGAUAAAGACGGCGUGCUCUGUGCCUUCUUAAGCACUAGGGGCAAGCAUUUGGUCUUCCUGGCUGUCAGUGGCGUCAACAACGUUCUCUCUGUGUUCCGCAACAAUGAGUCCGGGCAGCUUACUGUCCAUGCUCGUAAUGAUGGCACAAACUCGGAACCAGCCAUCAUUCUAGCCGCGAUAGGCGACAACUUUGAGAGUGCAAACGCUGCGGUCAUGUACCAAGCUCGAAACUAUAUUCUCCAAGUGAAGAAGGAAAGCAACGAGCUAUUGGCGGAGAUGAAGGCUCUUAAGGAAGGCGUGAAACCAGAAUGGAUGGAGAACUGGUAUGAUGGUCUGGGUUACUGCACUUGGAAUGCUCUCGGACAGCGCCUUACCGACGAAAAGGUGUUUGAUGCUGUUGACAAACUUGCAGAGAACAACAUCAAGGUCACGAGCCUCAUUAUUGACGACAACUGGCAAAGCAUCGACUACAAAGGACAUGGCCAGUUCCAGCAUGGCUGGGUCGAGUUCGAGGCUGAACCAAAGGCAUUCCCCAAGGGUUUGAAAGCCACAGUAUCGCACAUCCGGCAGAACCAUCCUCACAUUCAACACAUUGCCGUAUGGCAUGCUCUAUUAGGCUACUGGGCGGGUAUCUCGCCUGACGGUAAGAUUGCACAACAGUACAAAACCAUAGAUGUUGUCCGAGAAGACGCCGAGAGACGGAACCUGCCCCUCGGAGGCAAGAUGACAGUCGUGGCCAAGGAGGACGUGGACAAGUUCUACAACGACUUUUAUAAGUUCUUGCUCGACUGCGGUAUAGACGGCGUUAAGACCGACGCCCAGUUCAUGACCGAUACAUGGGUCUCGGCGAGCGCCCGUCGCGAACUGAUUGAUGCCUACCUCGACGCGUGGACGAUAGCCUCGCUGCGGCACUUCAGCAUCAAGACUAUAUCAUGCAUGUCGCAGACGCCGCAUAUCAUGUUCUACAACCAGAUGCCGCGCAACCGGCCCGCCAUUCUCUGCCGCAACUCGGAUGACUUCUUCCCCGAGAUCCCCGCCUCGCACCCCUGGCACGUCUGGACCAACGCGCACAACAGCUUGUUCACGCAGCACCUCAACAUCCUGCCCGAUUGGGACAUGUUCCAGACCGUGCAUGACUACUCAGGCUUCCACGCCGCGGCGCGCUGCGUCAGCGGAGGACCGAUCUACAUCACCGACGUUCCCGGGCAGCACAACCUGGACCUGAUUAAUCAGAUGACGGGCCCAACGAUCCGCGGCAAGACUGUCAUCUUCCGGCCCAGCGUGGUGGGGAAGACCAUAGAUCCUUACACGGGAUACGACGAUGAUGGGCUGCUCAAGGUCGGAAGCUACCACGGCGCCGCCGUCACGGGUACCCCGAUCCUCGGCGUGUUCAAUAUCUCGGCCCGACCUCUGACGGAGAUCAUCCCCCUCACCUCCUUCCCCGGAGUUUUGCGCUCUAUGCGCUACGUCGUCCGAGCCCAUUCUACUGGAAAAGUCAGCCCGCCCGUCUCUCCUGGCUCCCCUGCAUCCGCUCUGACAGUGUCCCUGGAUGUCCGCGGAUACGACAUUCUUACCGCCUACCCGCUCUCCAGCUUUGACAGCGAGGUGAAGGGCAAGGUCUGGACCGCUAACCUGGGCCUGGUGGGCAAGAUGACAGGCGCGGCUGCCAUACUCAACAGCGAUUUCAUGCUGCGACAUGAUGGAAAGGUCGAGCUCAAGACUCGCCUAAAGGCGCUCGGCGUCCUGGGUGUCUACAUUUCCAAGCUGCCGGAGCUGACGAUCGAGGACGACUUCCUCGUCACCAUCCAGAACCAAGUGAUCCCCGUCCACACUGUGUCCAUCAGCAAGGGCAACGACUCUGUCGUCGAGAUUGACGUUGAGAAGGCUUGGCAGGAAAUGGGUCUGCACCCUGGUUGGAGCAACGAGGUUGAGAUGACGGUCAUCUUUGCGAUUGAUCACGAAGAGGCGGCGUAA
Molecule: messenger RNA, 2703 nt
Organism: Colletotrichum graminicola M1.001
Lineage: Eukaryota; Fungi; Ascomycota; Sordariomycetes; Glomerellales; Glomerellaceae
Product: raffinose synthase Sip1
Exons: 6
Coding region: 1-2703 (900 amino acids)
Source: RefSeq, a predicted model, not a curated record